Molecule: messenger RNA, 591 nt
Organism: Melampsora larici-populina 98AG31
Lineage: Eukaryota; Fungi; Basidiomycota; Pucciniomycetes; Pucciniales; Melampsoraceae
Exons: 3
Coding region: 1-591 (196 amino acids)
Source: RefSeq, a predicted model, not a curated record
AUGAAACCAACCAACCAAAAUAAAAAGAAACAAACUCAUCAAAUCAAAUGUAGUAUAUGUGAAAUUCAAAAACAAACCAAUUGUCCAGGAACGAGAUCCAAGAAUGAAGAAACCAUCAACCGAAUCAAAUCACAAGAAACCCAACCUAUAGAAGAACCUAAAGAAGAAAUCCUGCAAGAAGAAAGACCAUUGAAACGGCUCAAAGAUUUACGUUGGCCUGAACUAGAUGAAGCACAGUGUUCUGUUUUUUAUGAUCCGUUACGUAGAGAUGAAAUUAAACCUUUGAGGAAAUUCGAAUGGGAAAGAAUUGUGACUUGCAUCGAAUUUAGAACUUUUUUAAGAUCUUCUUCUGAUUCAUUUAAAGAAACUUUAAAACGAAUUCAUCUUGAACCUAAUGAGAAUUUACGUCAUGAAUUAAUUAAAGAACUUGUAGGAUUCGAAUUUGAUCAAGGUUCGUUUAUUCAUCAAAAGAAUCAGAAUCAGAAGAAUCGACAAAAAGAAAGCAUUAGGUUUGGAUUAGAGGAUCGAAAGGUUUUUGAAGAGUUUGGUGAAAUUGUUAAAAAGAUUUUGGAUCAAACUAGAGGAACUUGA